This is a messenger RNA of Coregonus sp. 'balchen', 2629 nucleotides long. The record is from the annotation of a GenBank genome assembly. NCBI's taxonomy places the organism in Eukaryota, Metazoa, Chordata, Actinopteri, Salmoniformes, Salmonidae.
AUGAAGUACCUCAAGGUGUGAAUCUGCAUAUAAAUUGCAUCGUAGAGGCAGUUUUACAGUGGGGAGAUGGAGAGAUAGUUUUACAUUUACAUUUUAGUCAUUUAGCAGACGCUCUUAUCCAGAGCGACUUACAGGAGCAAUUAGGGUUAAGUGCCUUGCUCAAGGGUACAUCGACAGAUUUUUCACCUAGUCGGCUCUGGGAUUAGAACCAGCGACCUUUCGGUUACUGGCACUACGCUCUUAACCACUAAGCUACCUGCCGCCCUAGCGAAGGGGACCCGAAGACAUCAGAAUUUCUAUAUAGUAUUGCACAAUAUCUGGUCUGUCAAAAAGCUUAUAGGUUGAGUGAUGUCACCCAUAAUAGAAAAUAAAAUAUAAUCUAAGUUUUUAUUUCAAUCAUUUUGACUAUUUGCUCCUUGUUAACACCUCUACCUUUCUGGUUCAUCACUCUGUCCUCUUAGUAAAAUAAUCCCCACAAAACAAUAACAGAACUGCAGACAUUUCUCUGAUGCUGGCUGGGCUGUGCUCUGUUGCCAGGUAACGCUGGGACUGUUUGGGCAUGAGGAGGAGGUGAUCUCCAACCCCCUCUCACCUGGGGUUAUCAAGGGCAUCCUCUACAGCAAGUGCUACGGGGAGAGGGAGGCCGUGCUGCAGCAGGAGCUGGUCAUCCACAUCGGCUGGAUCAUCUCCAACACCCCCGAGCUGUUCAGCGGCAUGCUCAAGAUCCGCGUCGGGUACGAAUAGAGCCCUGGAGGAAUAGAGCUAGGCAGGCUGUAGCCAUGGCCAUUCUGAUCCUACAGCUGGGUGGUUGUUAUUCUGUUUGUCUCUCAAUCUGUCUGUUUGAGGAUAGCUAUCUGUGGUUAUGAGAUGCAUUGUUUUUGCUUAGUAUUCUGCUGGUAUUGAUGUAGAUGGAUCGUCCAGGCCAUGAAGCAUGAGUUGGAGAUCCGAGCAGGUGACAUGCCACCCCAGGACAUUUACCAAAUGUCCCCCAGCGAUGUUAAACAGCUGCUGCUGGACGUCCUUCAGCCACAACAGCAUGGCAGGUAAACACAGGCACAAACACAAGCCUUGACACACACACACACACACACAUUUUUUUAUUCUAUUUAAUUCAUUUCCCUGUUCGUUACCCGUCCCAGGUCCUGGAUCAACAGGCGUCAAAUCGAUGGUUCCCUCAACAGGACACCCCAUGGCUUCUAUGACCGAGUGUGGCAAAUUUUGGAGAGAACUUGUAAUGGCAUCGUAGUGGCAGGGAUCCAUCUACCACAGGUAGUGUUGGUUAUUGCAGUUGAGACAUAAUAAUCCUACUUUAUUUACAUCCUCAAACUCCACAUUUAAUCACAUCUCUGAAGGACCACACUAUAGGCCCCCUUUGACAGUGUUCAAAUGCCCCAAAAUACUAUUUGAAGUACAGUAGGCUGCUUGGCACAGCAGUUGAUUCAAAAUGAUGAUUUGAAUACAGCAGAUCCCAUUGCAUCGCAAUAACCCACUAUUAAAUACAUUUCUGUUUAUUUGAGUAUGUGAGUUAGUCUUUUUGGUAAUAAUUGGUCAUCGGGGUGUUCUUGCCUAAAGCAUUACUGUUCAAAUCUCCCACUUUCCUUCCAUUGCAGCAACCUACUCUGUCUGACAUGACCAUGUAUGAGAUGAACUUUUCUCUGCUGGUGGAAGACACACUGAAGGACAUAGUGCUGCCUGAGUACAGGCAGAUAGUAGUAGAGGUAUGGGCCAAUCAGAUUUCACUAAUUUACAGCUGCAUGUUUUUCGUACACUGCUAUUGGUCAAACAGUACGCUCCAUUGACUAUCUUACCCACACAUUUCAUCUAGUAACCUUUCCACUACACAUUGGGUUUACAAUACAAAAAUCCUAAUUGUACACACAUUUUCUCAUGGCUCCUAAUCUCCAUGGUUGCAGCUGCUGAUGGUGGUGUCCAUAGUGUUGGAGAGAAACCCGGAGCUGGAGUUCUUGGAGAAGGUGGACCUGGACGUUCUGGUGAAGGAGGCCUUCCAUGACUUCCAGAAGGACAGGAGUCAGGAGGGGAUGAAGAAACAGGUAGGUGCUAUGCUCUGCCCUAACCUGUCAACUGGGCUCACAGGAUCUAAGGUUAGGGUCAGACCACUGUCACACAAGCUCCUUGGAGUUCAUGCAGCAUGCAAGCUUAGCUAUUGUACGUCCACAACGUUGUACAGUACAAGUUAGAUCUGGUUCAGAGCAGCUAAGUAGAAGCAGACCUCAUAUUCAAGGGGAGGACAUCUUGUGUGCUUUGGCGAUUAAUUAUUCUGGUCAGUCUCGACUUAAUUCAUUAAUCGGUAAGGAUGGGAAUAAUUGUGUCACGUGUUUACUUGUUAUUCAAAUCAGAUAUUUCCAAUCUGAAUAGUUGUUCACUCUGCAUGUCGUUGCUGAAAAGCAUUGUUUGUUAGACAACUUUUGACAGUUUGCACUGUAUAUAACAGUACUGCUAGUUUGCAAUGAAAAAACAUUAUUGUCCCCAGGAUGAUAUGGAGGAGUUCUAUAAGACACCACCGAUGGGCAGGAGAGGCACCUCCAGUUACCUGACCAAGGCUGUGAUGAUUCAACUGCUUCAGGGAGACGUGAAGCCCUCCAAGGAUGACCCCUGCUCGGUCAGCUAA